UUAUUUUUUAUUUCAGGGAAGGGAUUCAAAAUUGCUUUUUGAGCGAAAAAUAUAUGCAAUUAAUAUUUAAUCAAAAUUUUAAGUGCAAUCUAUUAACCUUAUCCAAUAAAUUCAAACUCAUGCCUAAUUUUAAAAACAGUUUUACUGAUAAACAUUAAAAAUUUAGAGAGAUUCGUAAUUUGGUAGGCAGUAUUUAAGAGUAAAAAUUUGUGUUAAAAUAAUUUUAAAGGCCAAAACUUUAGUACAACUAAUAAGCAAAUCUUUUUUUUUUGCUCUUGUUCGAAUUGCUAAUUCACCACCUUUAAGAAACCCAAGAUAAUCGCAGCCGUUGAAAUCAGACAACGGGGAGAUGGCUUACACGUUUAUUUGUCGUGUCGCGAUACCCGAGAAGGAUCCAAUAUGGAUGCAAACUGUCCCGUUUUGUCUUGUUCUUUCUCUCAUUACACUUUUUUUUUAGUUUUUCUUUUUCCAAAAGCUGCACGUUCUCUUUGUACUUUCUCCUUUUCUUCUUCUUCUGGCAAGAAACAAGAAACAGAGGAGGGGGCUAAUGGCAGAUUGGGGUCCUGUCUUAGUAGCGACAGUGCUGUUCGUUUUGCUGUGUCCUGGACUUUUGUUUCAGAUACCUGGUAGGAACAAGGUUGUCGAGUUUGGGAACAUGCAAACCGGUGGAGCUUCCAUUCUCGUGCAUGCUGUUAUCUACUUUGGUCUCAUUACUAUCUUUUGUAUUGCCAUUGGAGUUCACAUCUACGCUUCCCAAUGAUCCAGAUUUUGCAUCCUUACUUUCUCAUUUCCAUGGGUUCUUUUUUUUAUUAUUAUUAUGUUCUUGUUGUUGGUUUAUCUUUAUUUGUAAUCAUGGAAGCCAUGUUUUAUGUAGUUGAUCUGUGAAAUGGUUUUGGGUUUAGAACUUUAGAUCCAAUGAACCAUAUUAUUUUCCUUGUGGAGUUUAUGAUUUACAUUUUUGCUAUGUUCUGGGUGCAUUAUCUUAAUGCCUGUCUAUAAAACUGAUGGAUUUGGUCUGUACAGACAAUGAUUUACGGCCGUUUUCAAGGGAAUCUGAACAUUUGAUGUGAUUACGACUCUGCCAUCUGCUUUGUAUGUCCUGUGAAGAAGGAUCAUAUGCAUGCUCCACAAGUAUCAACUUAGGUUGGACUUGGGGGAGGCAAAAGUUGAGUAAUUCAUCAUAAAAUUGGACUGAGAUAAACAGUUCUAGACUUCUAGUUUGAGCUAGCCUAAAAUGAUUGGGCUUAGGAGUGAGCAAAGCUUCGUUUAAUUUUCAAGAGCCUGUGGUCUGCUCAAUAAUGGACUGUCCAAUUAUACUUCAUUGACAAAGGCCAAGGCCAAUGAGAGAAUGGCUAAGGUUGCAUUAGGAAAAUGGCAUUUUAGUGCUGUACUUCAAUGCUGUGAGAAGAAAAGGGAUUUUCAUUCGCUUUCAAAUGAAGUUUAGUAAUGUUUCGAUGGAUGGUUCAUUAUGCUUCCUUUCAAAUGAGGUCUAAAAUGUUUGAAUGAAUUGUGCAGUGUUAAUA
This is a messenger RNA of Durio zibethinus, 1523 nucleotides long. Lineage: Eukaryota; Viridiplantae; Streptophyta; Magnoliopsida; Malvales; Malvaceae. The record is from RefSeq and is a predicted model, not a curated record.